Molecule: messenger RNA, 810 nt
Organism: Mollisia scopiformis
Lineage: Eukaryota; Fungi; Ascomycota; Leotiomycetes; Helotiales; Mollisiaceae
Exons: 4
Coding region: 80-466 (128 amino acids)
Source: RefSeq, a predicted model, not a curated record
ACCCCCCAAUCUAUCACAGUAUCUCCGGAUCACCUCCAAUCCAGUCAAGAACCGUCAAGACAACCAAAGUCGAGCAAUCAUGAGCGAAGUCAGAAAGAGUACUGAGGUCAGCCACGGCCGUGGAGGUGCUGGUAACAUCAGCGAGGAUGCUACCCCCUAUGGUGAUGGUGAGAUCGUCCGCGAAGGCAUUGUCGGUGACCAUGGCGAUGGCGCCUUCAGCACUGGUCGAGGAGGAGCAGCAAACAUCGGUUCGCCCGGCUUGAAGGCAACCCAACGCAAGGACGACAUUGCGAUCCCAGAGACUGCUCUCCGUCCAAGUCAAGAGAACGAGGUCUACCACACCGGACGAGGUGGCGAGGGCAAUGUCCACACCGCCGAGCCAGUCACCAAGCACCCAGAAGGCCUUGCAGACAAGCUGAAGAACAAGCUGUUCAAGAAGAAGGCUGCCAAGGAGGAGAAGGCAUAGAUUCUGAUGGCGAGUUCGCGACGAUGGCUUUCGCUAUGGUGGUAAUGGGUGGAAUUCGGGAUGAAUAAUGCCAGGGAGAAAUGAUUGGGGGAGUUUGGAGGAUUCUUGAUACCACUGUUUCAUACACGAAACUUCUUCGCAGACUUGAAUGAACACGAUGAUCUUCAGCAGUACCCCGCAUGUCAUGAUUCGCCUUCCCUUGUGCAGCGCCACAUAGAUACUUCAGUACUUCGAGCUCGAGUAGUACUCAAGGCUACCUGUCCGCUUGAGCGGGGCCAAUCGUAAUUUGUACCUUCAUGGCAACAAGCAGAAAUGGACAAGUUCGUGAGUAAAUCGGAGACAUA